Molecule: messenger RNA, 495 nt
Organism: Truncatella angustata
Lineage: Eukaryota; Fungi; Ascomycota; Sordariomycetes; Amphisphaeriales; Sporocadaceae
Exons: 1
Coding region: 1-495 (164 amino acids)
Source: RefSeq, a predicted model, not a curated record
AUGAGCAGCAAGAUCCUCCCAGGCGGCAUCUCCAGUGGCCUGCGCGCGAGCGAUGAGGCCCAGGAUCGUUCCCUGAUCAUGAGCACGAUCCAUCGCUACGCCGCCGUGGCCCGCGAAUCGGCCGACCACGACGAGAUCGCCAAGCUCUUCGUGCCGGACGGGUUCGUGCAGCUUCAAGACGGCCGCAAAGUCAGGCCAAACGAGCUGGGCCAGCUCACCCGCGCCAACGAGCCGAAGCUCCUCAGGCAUCACAUUACGACGGUCGACGUGCAGUUCGCCUCCCCGGGCGAGGUGAACUGCCAGACUUACGUCAUUGCCGGCACUGACGUCAAAUUUCCCGAUCACUGGGGACGUUGGGAUUCUGUUCUGAGGAAGCAGAGCGAUGGGAGGUGGUUGUUCGCAAGUAAAACGCUCGUCACGGACGGAAUAGCACCGGAAGGUUGGCUUGCUAGAACCUUGGAGCUACAGGCUGCUGCAGCUGCUCAAGAAAAGUGA